GAGAAAAUGUGCAAUUUUGUGCUUGUGCUUGUACUUGCGCCAACAAGACUAGAGAAAUGGUCCACGACUUGUACCCAUACCGGUCAUCCCAUGGACCCAAAUUUUUGCCCUAAAAUACACAAACGGAUCUCAGAACAUCAAUAGUGAAACAAAAGGGUUUUACAUCAAUUUGAGCAAAAAACAGAAAGAAGAUCGAAAUGGGGAAGAAACCAUGGAAGAUAAUACCCAGACCAUUACUGGAAUCAGUUCUCAAUAAUCAUGCUCAGCAUCAUAAGGUUCCUCAACCUCUCAUCCUUCACGGACCUAGAGGCGUUGGAAAAUCUACUCUCAUACUCAAUCGACUAUUGGAAGAUUGGAACAAAGGUCCUCAUUUUACAGGUUAUGUUGAUUUUAGUAACUAUAAAGAAAAUUUCAAACCAUGGGCAUCUCAUUCAACUACACUUUCGACAAAACCCACACUCAAUUCACUUCGAUUUCAGCUUGAACAAUGUCUUGAACAAAUGAUCGGUGAUGGAGUUCGUCUGGGGGUGAUUGGUUCUCACCAGGUUUUCACUACACUUAAUAAAUCACAUGGUCUUAAUACUGCUCUUCGUCGUAUUCUUCAAUCUAAUACUUCUGGUAACUCUUUUGAUCGUAAAAUUUCUACAUCUGUGUUAUGGGAUAGAGCUGUUUUUGCAAUGUCUUCAAAAACUAAAGUUGAUGAGAUUGAUGAGGUUAUAAAGGGUAAAAAUGAUAAGGGGAAAAUUGUUAAACUCAAAGAUAAGGCGUAUCUGAGAGAAGCUAUGUUGUCAUUAAAAUUAGCUAAAGAAGUUAUUGAUGUUCAACAAAGUUGGAGAGCUAGUGCUAUUGCUGAGUUGAAUAGAAAUGGUGGGUUUUCCAGAACUUUGGCUAAUUCAUCUACUGACUGGCCUUGUUUGUUGUUAGAGUUGUUAUCUGCUGCCGCUGAGGUUGAUCACUUCCAGCCAAAGCUGGUUAUAGACAAUAUCGAGGUUCUUAAGGAUGGAGUAUUAAUUGAUGACUCGACAGUUUCUGCAUCAAUGUAUCACGAUAGUUUCUUAUGGAGAUUAAUAUCAUUGUGUGUGAAUGAAAGGUGUUUGCCUGUUAUACUAAUAACUUCAGAUAGCUAUUACUCUUAUCGGGCUUAUAUGGAUUUUGGGUUUCCAGAUUUAUUUAUUUCCCGUGAGACCUUCGGAUGGACUCUUCAUGAAGCUAAAAUGCAUACUGUGACUGAGUACUUUACUGAAUCUGAGUGGAAGCUGAUUAGCGAGGUGCUUGGCCCGAACCCUCGACAACUGUCUGAACUCUACGCGCUGAAGCAAAGCAGGAAUUACCAAAAGAUCAUGGAGAAUAGCAGCAAUACUUUUGAGGACAUCUUAGAGGCGUACUUAGCAUAUAUACAAGUGACAGUGGUAAACCCAGCAAUGGAAUCAGUCUUGUCUAUUUUGCAAAAAUUUGCUGUUGAUGCACAAAAUGGAAGAAUCUCAAAAGAUCAGCUGCGAUUUGGUGCUCCUUGGAGGCAUCCACCACGUAUUGAUGACCCUGCUAUAUGUUUGGAGUGGGCAAAGCUUCAAGUACUUGAUUUCCUACAAUCACUAGUCAAAAGUGAAUUUGGGUAUAAUUAUCAUGCUGAUUGUAGUCUUGAGAUUAUGGAUGAUCCCUGUGCAAACGCAAUGGUGGAGGUUGGUUUACUAUAUGCACAGAGAGAUCCAUCCUUUGUACGGCCUGUAUCUGGAGCAAUCCAGAGGUGUCUUGCUAGAUGGCUUGUCCAAGAACAGAUGCAGAUGAGCUUCCAGCAGUCGCUUAGGUACUGGUGGCAGCGAGCUUUUCGUGGGCGUAGCUAUCGUCACCUGAUGAAAGAAGUAGGCUAUAAAUAGAAUGUUUAGGUUGGCGCUGGCUGAGAACAUUCCUGUUAUACUAUCACGUUUUGCUCCACAUGGUCACUCAUUGCACUAGGAAAACAGGGCUGGUGUGGUGGGAUCAGGCUAAAAAAAAAACUUUCACAGAGAUAUACAACACGAUAGAUGAAUUUUGACCCUUUGAUCAUCUGUUUACUGCGUUUAUAUUUAUCUGUUAUUCAAAUUCUUCGCUUCCUCCUACUUACAGAUUUGAUCAUCAUUGACAGUUUACAACAAAAAAAAACCUCUGUAUAUUGCAAGGGCAAAGGGCCCUUUACAAACUUCAUGUUAUGAAAGGAAAAGAUAAUAAGUAACAGAAGCCAUCAUUAUUUUGCGAUUGUACGCCAACA
Messenger RNA from Papaver somniferum (opium poppy), 2245 nucleotides. RefSeq lists its product as uncharacterized. Bases 198 to 1874 code for a protein of 558 amino acids. The record is from RefSeq and is a predicted model, not a curated record. Lineage: Eukaryota; Viridiplantae; Streptophyta; Magnoliopsida; Ranunculales; Papaveraceae. The transcript has 13 exons.